Chroicocephalus ridibundus (black-headed gull) is the source of this 15939-nucleotide messenger RNA. It is a transcript of the gene MPLKIP, whose product is annotated as M-phase specific PLK1 interacting protein. NCBI's taxonomy places the organism in Eukaryota, Metazoa, Chordata, Aves, Charadriiformes, Laridae. The record is from RefSeq and is a predicted model, not a curated record. Bases 113 to 661 code for a protein of 182 amino acids. The transcript has 2 exons. Gene Ontology annotation, cellular component: centrosome; midbody; nucleus.
GGGGGGAAGAGAAAGAACACCGAGACGCGACCUCGCCCCGCCGAGGCGGCUGCUGGAGGAGGUCGUUGCGCAGGUUUUAUUCCUCUCCGCCAUCGCCUCAUCGGCCCUGGCCAUGUACCGGCAGAGCUUCCGCCCCCCAACGCCUCCUUACGCGGGCGGCGGCUUUCGGAGCCCUCCCUCCGGCGGUGGGGGCCCUAUGCCCCCCUCGCCGCGGGGCUACGGGAGCCCACACCACACGCCGCCCUACAGCCACCGGCCUGGGCCUUACUCGCCCCGAGGCCACAGCUUCCACGGCGGCGGCGGGCGGUUCGGGAGCCCGUCACCGGGGGGCCAGACCCCGCGCAGGCCGCAGAGCAUCAGCCCCCGCUACCCGGCUCCCUACGGCGGCAAAUCCCCGGCCGGAGCUGCCCCGCAGCAGCACAAGCGCUCGCCCGGGGGCUUCCAGAGGCACUACCAGGGAUCACCCAGGACAUCUACUCCAUUUGGUACAGCGCAUGGCAAAGAGAAAAGAGUGUCUAAUGAUGUGGAAAACUAUUACAGACCUUCAAUGCUUGAGGACCCAUGGGCUGGCCUAGAGCCAGUUUCUGUUACAGACAUAAACCAACAGUACAGCAGUGAGCAAACAACAUAUACUGGUAAAAAAGGGAGGUAUUUCAGCUAACACUUUUAAAGGCCAAAUAACUCCAUCUUGUCAGGAAAACUUUGGGACAAAAUCUUUACACUUACACAAGAUGAACAAUAAUCAAGACCUUAGAUAAUGCUUUUAUUUGAUCACGUCCACCCUUUUAUCCUACUUUUUUUUUAUUGCAUUGGAUAUUUUUAUGUAUGGGAGGGAAAAGGAGUGGUAGGAAAACUUACGUUUCUGGCUACGUUGGAAGUGCCUACCAGCUUUGAAGAACAAAGUGUUCUUUAAUCACCAGCGACUGACUUGUGACUGUUAAAACAGGUUUCCAUAUAUUUACCUCUUCCAUGCCAGAUUGUUAGCCUUUUAUUGUAAGCUCCUUUAGGAAAUGGUAUUUUUUUAUGUUUCGACAUUUUUAGAAUGAAGUAACUUGGAAAUAAAAUAAAGUUUUGUAAAUCCUUGUUUUGUAAUGUAUAAAGAUUAUUUUAGGACUUUUGUUAAGGUGUAUGCAUUAACACAAAUAGUACUAGUGAAAUUAGGUGACUUCUGUAACUGUGUUUGUAUGCUGUAGUUAACCUCUGAUUUUGUGCAUAGUAUAUUUUGCUAAUUGUAGUGUAACAUGAAGUUGAAACGUGACUUUUAGCCAUCUCAGGAAACAAAUGUAUUGUCUUUGGAAAGUUUAAUUUGUUGAACCAAUUCUUGAGUCAUAAACAUAAGUAUGUAAUGAUUUGCUUUUGUAUUUUAAAAAAAUCUUAUUUGGAAAAAAACUAGACAUUUUUGGAUUAUAGUAACAAGUCUGUUCAGUGUCAAUUUAAGUUGAAGGAGCACAUAAAACAUCAAGAUUAAAUAAAUGCAAAUGUUCUUUGUGGAUCCACCUGUUAGAAUAGCAUAGAAUUGAAUGAAAGUUUGUUAUACAGUUGACAUUAGUACACAUAUAGCAUUUUUUUAUCUGUACAAGACUUUUCAAAUUUUUUAAUUAUUUUUUAUUUUUACCUAGAGAAGUCUUGUUUUGUGUGCAUGUAUACUAUAUUUUUAUACUGAAGAGGAAAGCAAUGAGGUUUUCUUAGAGCUUGUCUAUAUGCGGAAGAUCCAUUCUAAAAUCUAGUAGUGAAUAUUGUAAUCUAGAAUAAAUGAGUAAUAGUUCCAGCUGCAGGCAUGCUCUUAACAUGCCACGUUAAGCAUGCAGUAGAUAUGUAAAUUUUUGUUUUGUUUGGUUGUUGAUCUUGGCUUUUAAGCAGUAGGUAGAGGGUGAAAACUUAGUUAAAAAUAAAUAAAAGCAUUAGUUCAGUUUUCCAAACAUAUGUUUCCUUUUAAGCUUCUUAUAUACUGCACAGAAAACGUAUUUUUGUAGUCCUGAAGCAUGGUUAGGUAGAAAAGCACAGGGAAUCACAUUAGACUGUUCUUAGUAAUUUGUCUUUCACUGAGGUAGAAUAGUCCUGUAUACUUCUUUAUCUGUUUCAGCAUAAACUCUCUUGGCUUAAUACUGCCUUCAGGAACAACUUCAAGCUGGAAGAGGGGUUAACACAUUGAAAUGUGCUAGCUGAGUAACUUGCACUUUUAUGACCAUAAUCCAGUCACUUGUGUCUUCCCCCAGUUGACCUUAUUGUUUUGGUAGUGUAUCCAAAAAGGCUGCUUGGAGAACUGAGAACAUAACGCCCGCUUGAUAUCAAGAAUGGUUAAGUCUUCAUCCCAGAAUCAAAACUGUGCUUGAAUGGCAGCUAUCAGUAUUGUUAUCUGUGACGCGUACCAGCAAAACUGAGAUGACUUGACGAGCUGUAGAUAGUCUUUAGAAUUUAUGGAUCAAUUAAUCAAUGUCUUUGUGAAAAGUGAAGUAUAAAGUAUCCCCCCCCCUUUUUUUUUUUUUAACCUUGUCAGGUGCUAUAAAGCUCACAAAAAACCCCCUGCAGUUUACUUUUUGCAAUGUUUGGUGAUCUUGAGGAAAGAGAAAUGAUGUUAUUUAAGAGAUGAAAGUUACGAAGCAUUCCCAGCUAGACAUGAGAAGAAACAGGGUUUGGAAGGGAGAAAGGAAAGGAAUAGGAUUUAAGAGGUGGGACUGUUUAUACAGUAGCCCAUAUCAGCUGCCCUUGCAGAUUGCGGAGAUGCAUUUUCCCACUUUGGCUUUGCAGUUGACCCAGGGAUGAAAGGCAGCCUCCUCUGGUAAUAACUGUAAGCUCCUGGAACUGAGUGUCAGACAUCAACGAAGGUAAAGGUUUCAGAAAGAGAAUAGAGGAAAUAAUCUUGAAGCAUUGUUUAAUCAAUACGGGCUUUUCACAAUGCCAUCUGUUAAACUGCUGCUCCAGUGCACUUCGGGAUAUGACCCAACAAUUAUAAGUACAUCAUACUGCUAAAGACUCCAAUAAUUUGGUCAAGAAUCAGCAAGGAAUUAAAAUGUAGAUGUAAUAAACUUACUAACCUCAUCGUACUGCACCAAAAACUUAAAAAUGAUUCGCCUUUCUGUCUCGUAGGAGAAAUUCUGCAAUUAGAGUAAAAUUUCAAAAUGUUGUUGAAUAGCUGUAAAAUGCAUGAACACAUGUUCAGAUCUAUAAAUAUAAUGUACUUAAAGCCAAUUUAAGCUUUGCCUUUUUUGCUAUGAUAUCCGGGAAACUUAAGCACUUACUUCCUCACCAGUUUUUCUCCGUUGUUCCAUAUGGCAAACAUUCUUUUUCCCCACAUGUUUCUAAUGGAGAUAGGAUAUAUCACUUCCUCAUUUGUUGAUAAAGCCACUUCAUAGUAUGGCUCUGGAAAUAGCAUUUGGUGAUUAAAAAGUAUGGCACAAAUACAUCCUUCCUUCAUGAGCCCAUGAAAUAAAAUAGUGCCUGUGUCUUGUUAAUGAAGGGAUUCUUCCGUAAUGAACACACUAAGAGUAUGGGCAUUGUUCUUUCUUCAACAGACGACUUAGAGUUUAAGGUAAGUCAUUGAGCUUCUUUUUCGGAAGUUUGGGUUGAUGUACUUCUUGUCCAUUCUGUUUUGUUUGUAUUGUGCUUGUGCGUCAAGUCCAUCUGACUUUCCGUUCAGUUGUUGUAAAGGAGUUGUGUAACUCGUGACUAAUUAAUUCUCUUCUAGCAAAAAAUUAAUUUCAUUUGUUGCUGUUUGCUACUGUGUUUAACAGUGAACUGCAUUGCUGUUACAUUUUACUAAUACCAUAGUAAGAUAACUUAAAUGUGCUGAGUGUGAGUCUGUGUAAUAUGGCAACACGCCGGGUGGGGAGUUAUCCCAAAUUGUGUACUGUAUGUAGGACUUCAAAGACAGUUCAGGUUUGAGUUUUCUCUGCGACUUUAUAAUACAGAAUAUUCAUUCUUCUCUGGCACUUUGGACAUGCUAUUUUACAUUGAAAUUGUAAAACAAAUUAGAAUUUUAAAAUGUCAAUUACAGGAGGAAUUUAAAAAUUCAAGCUACUUGUCUUUAGAGUAAGGCAGUGAGAUGUAGCAUCUUUCUAAUGUCAAAACUGGGAAUAGUUUGCAGGGGAAAUGCUUCUGGUCAACAGAAUGGGUAAUGACUUUUACAGUCAGGUUGUUUUUCUUUUCCUCUUAAGGAUAUCUUUGUGGGCUCUUCACUUUAUAUAAACGUGUUAAUUAGACAUCUGAGGGGGAGCAUAUGAAACGUGUUAUGUGGGAAGUGUACAAGAAGCUAUUCAGCUCCUUCCUAAAGAAAAGUUUUUAUAGUCUGUUUGCGUUUCAAGUUGUGCUGCGAUCAAGAUCCGUAAGUAUCUAACAUUACAGUUUGAAAAUUGUGCUUUUUACCAACUGCAAUAAACUGCUCUGUUUACCAAUUGCUCUGAAUUCAGAUUCAUACACGUGCUUUGUUAUAUGAACCAAGACUGUCUUGCAAUGAAUUAAACUUCUUUUUACAACAUGUUCCUAAAUUCUCAAGAGUAAAGACUUUAUUCACCAAACCUUGGUGCUUGCCUUCCUCCCGUCUUGCUUGUACUAGAGGAGAAAAGGGAAGAUGUGCCUACACUGGUGAAGAAUCAUGUAAUGAUUUUCACAUCUUAGACUUUCAGAAGCUUGUGUACCAAUUAACAUAAGUAACAAGUUAAACUUUUUUAUCAUUUGAGUCGACUCAAACAACUUUUUGCACCACAAGAAAGGAAAGAAAUCACCAAGUUGUGUUAACGCUUAACAGUAGUAUAGUUCUGGCAUUCAGUGAUUAGUUCACAAUCUAAUUCUUUGCCUACAGUAACUUUUUGUCAGUGUCUCACUAGGCACAAAUUGAGUCAGUAUCAUUUUCUGCCAUUUUCACUGAAGUAUGUGCUUUGCUGACUUACAGUUUAAGAACACUUUCUCAACUUGGACUUCUAAAUUUACCUUUAAAAAACUACUAACUCUUGAUUGUUAGACCUCAAGUCUAGACCUUACCUUUAAAGCAUUUUAGAUCUGGCUGAAAGAGCUUUAUCUCAUCCUCAUUGCUUCCUUGAUGACAGUAGGAAAUAUUUGAGUACUAGGGUGGAAGCAGUUGGGUAGAUAUUCAGUGUCAUAACAGGGUCAUCAAACUACCCUUCCUCCUCUCCUAGAGGUUGCUCCUGAUUUCUUGUUCCAGUGCAGCGGGGCCCAAGAGGUGUUUUGAGCCAAAUAGUCCUGCAUUUUGUUUCACCAGCUGUAUGUGGGAUGCAGCAUUUUAAAUCCUAUCAGCGGUUUGCUUAGUGUGUAUCCUGGAUUUUAAAUUUUACCAGCAUUAUAAAUUCUAAUUUGUCAUUUUGACUCAAAAAUAUUGAACAUUUUCUUCUUCUGCAGUAAAAUCACAGGUGAAUUCCACUGCGCUUUGCUCACUCCUCUGUGGCUAUUGCAGAUUCCUUUUCUGAACUAUAAAUGUAAACAUUUGUAUGCAAGAAAGUAAUUUCUGUGGCUAAAAAGGGGUCAUAGCAGUAUAACUUCAGAGUGAAAUUUCUAAUAUUGUUGACACUAUUGCUAUUAAAAUAAGAGCUUCUCUGUCCCCCUUUUACAGGACAAAAAUAAAGCAAAAAAUUAAGUAGUUGAGAUGCUGAGCUGGAAACUGAUCUAUGCAGUGCGAGAUGGACUAUGUGAGUAGGGACAUCAUUACAAUUCAGAGUAACCUGUGUUAGCCCGUUUCCAUAUUGCAGGUUUUUAACAAAGAGCUGAAAAAAUACCAUCCCACUUCCUAAUAAGACAGAAAAAGGCAUAUCUCAAAAAUUACCAAGAAUAUCUCAAGAAUUAGUCUUACACUCUGAGACCGGUCUUGUUCUUAUUUUUCUUCUGGAGAAGCACUGACUUGUUACUGGUAACUUCAAGGCUUCCUGUGACGUGAACUUCAGUCAAAGUCAUCAAAUCACCAUUUGACCUGUUCUCUGGCAAAAGUGAAAAGACUGUUUUACACAGAAUAUUGGACAUACUCAGUUUCACAAAACUAGGCUGUACUGUUCACUGGAUGUGGAAAGCUUUUGAUGCUAGAUUAGCAUGUAUUUAUUUCUUAAAUUUUUUGAGUAAAGUAUUCCUGCAUUUUGAUUCAAACUGUCAGUAUUUUUUAGCAGUAAAAAAGUUGUACCUUCAAGUUUUACCAGGGAAGUAAUUUUCAAAUACUAAAAUUAAUUCCCAAAAUUGCUUAUUCUGAGCAUUCACUUUUUUUCCAGGUAACAGCAACAGGAUUGUGGAGGAUGUAUUACGUUUAUACUUCUUUUUUCCCUACAAAAGAAAAAAUAAGUUUAAUUAAUUUCAUUCAAAUGUCAGUCUUAAUUCAAGUAGUGGUGGUGGUUGCAUAGAUUAGUUCAAAAGAGUCUGAGGUUCCUUCCUUUCUUAGAAUCAUGGAAUGGUUCAGCUUGGAAGGGACCUUAAAGAUCAUCUAGUUCCAACCCCCUGCCAUGGGCAGGGACACCUCCCACUAGCCCAGGCUGCUCAAAGCCCCAUCCAGCCUGGCCUUGAACACUUCCAGGGAUGGGGCAGCCACAGCUUCUCUGGGCAACCUGUUCCAGUGCCUCACCACCCUCACAGUAAAGCGCUUCUUCCUAAUAUCUAAUCUGAAUUUCCCCUCUUUCAGUUUAAAACCAUACCGCUAAUAUCUAAUCUGAAUUUCCCCUCUUUCAGUUUAAAACCAUUACCCCUUGUCCUUUCUUACUUAAAGAGCUUACAUGUUCCAAACCAGCCAGCGCAUGGACCCAGGUGUGCUGGGUCGGAGGUUUUGCAGUUGAGAUGCUGGGAUGGAAAUGACGGUCUGCGCAGUGCCAGAUGGCCUACACGAGUAGGGACAUCAUUGCAAUUCAAUGUCACCUGUAUUAGCCCAUUUCCAGAUUGCAGCUAGAAUGGGGCUUUAACAAGGAUACAACAGGUAAGACCCCUUCCCUCCCACACACGUAAACAGACCUCAAGGGAUUUUUCGUUUUCUAAGCCUACAGUGAGCCACUGUGUUAAUAGGGUCAAGGAUACGAGAAUUUAAAUUUUUCUUUCAUUUAUUCAUUAGCGAUGGUGUCGUAGGAGGCAAAGAAUUUGACAUUGCAUCAAGAUGAAAUUUUUAACACAAUUAUUUUACAAUGGGCCGCACCAAAAAUCUGUGUGUACUGCCCUGCUUUUAUGGGCAGCAGUAAUGAUGCUGUAUUAACAUACACUUAAACCUUCUGGUAUCCAUAUGUAUUUUGCCACAAUCUAAUUGCUGUGUAGUCAAGAUAGUUAAAAGCUGUUAGUAUAGAGUCAACAAGUGUUUGCUUUGGGUUUAAGUCUUUGUAGUUUGCAUGAGGAAAUUCCUAAGAGUUCAAACUGCUGACCAUGAUGUUGAUGCAACUAUUAGUAUAAAUACUAAUAAAUGGAAGAGCAAAACCUCUUUCACGCUAAUGCAAAUCAUUCCCUUUUCAAGCAUCACACCAGCUAAUGCUGAAAGAAGGGAAGAGGAAUCAAGCUAAUUGACAACUUCUGUGGGCAACUACACAGUGUAAACCACAAAUAACAGAGCAAACAUAAGCUUUAAAAACCACUGAUUGCCAACUGGGGAGUGUUAUCAACAGUAAUUGGAUUGUAAGUAGUAGCUGUGCAGCACUUGCAAAGUCAAACCACUACCUCCUGUGGCUUAAUGGAGAUUUUUAAGUUAAUGCAAAAUAAGACUUUGAGCUGUAUUCCCUUAACAGCUGUUGGGAAUUAACAGUUGAGUUUGCAGAAGAGGAUAAGUAUCUUCACCACUUGCCUGUGAAGUCCUGCAUCUGUGCAUAACUCUAGCAUCUUUGUGUGAGUCUCAUCUCAUCAUUUUAUUUUUUUUUUUAAGCUAAGAUAAAACCUUGCAUUUGAAAGUCUUGGGAAUUGUCAAAAAGGUGAAAGGGAGAAUUAACACCUGCAAAUGAUCCGAGUGGGUUGGUGACUGUAAGAAGGCACCAAGGGUCCAUCCAUCGAUUACCUGCCAUUCCGCUUUCCUAAAGCUAUUUCCCUUGUCUGUAAAUUUUUGAUAGCCUCCUGGUUGCUAUGGCAAUUAAAUUAUACCAAAGAAAAUUAUUUGGUUGUUCAUUUCCAGAUGUUAAGAGAGCAGUAUGUGCAGUGUGGACAACAGGUUGAGAAACUGCUGUAGGUGUUUUCAAACGAAUGAACUGCCAGAUUGCGUCCCUGUUGAAACUGAAGACAGCUUACACUACCAGCAGCGUUCCUGUACUUUGAAUAGCUUCUAAAAUAAAGUUCCAAGUGUGUACAAACCUUGCAUAAAAAAAUCUUUAAAUCCCUGUUUUCAGGGUAUCUGUUGCAUCUGGCUGCAUUUUUCUGACAACAUUUAAUUUCCUCUCAGAAUAAUCGCAGGAUGUUUUAUACAUUGACUCUCCUGUAACCCGUCAUUCUCACUGCUCUAAGGUGAGGCAGAAAUAGUUACCGUCUACACUUUGUGAAUACACAACUGGUAAUAGCCCAGUUUAAUUUCGCUCUGCUAUUGGCUCGCCCCAGUAAGUAGGUGACAACUCUCUUUUCAUUUUUCAAAUCUCUAUCAUUUAUCUUCUUACAGCUUGAAAGUGAUAGAUUCUAAGGCAUUCAUAAGAACAUCCACAAGGUUUUGUGUGCUUUAUAUUUCAGGCAAACAGUUUAAAAAGACUUACCAAAACCAGGUUGUUGGGGUUUCUUUACGCCCUCCCCCUUGAUAGAGAGAAGAUAACUUAUGUAGUCGUAUCAAAAUUUUUCCUCUCCAGUGUCUCUUCCCCACCCGCCCCCCCCUUUUUUUUUUUCUCAGAACUGUCUGUGCACCAGCUAUGCAUUAAAGCUUUUCUGCUUAGGUUUUCCAUGGAAAUAAGCCUGCCAUUCCUGCCCCUUCCAUUGGAAUAGGCCUUUCAGGGCUCUGCUACUAAUAAUUGCCCGCUGGAGGGUUUGGUGGAACGGGUGCCACUCAAUCACCCAACACACCCAGUCCACUAAAGGUCCGGUUGGUUUACGUUGCUGGAGAUGAUGGAACUAUGUCAACAAGUGAAGUGCACACAAACCCUCCCCACUCCUCUGAAUGAGCCCAAGCUGGUUGAGUGGUUGAGUGACACAUUGUCAGAUGUGCAGUGAGAACUGUACAAUGCCCCUACCAUAGCGGCCACCCUUUUACCUCUAGAUUAAGAAGUUCCCUUCUGAACAUGCAGACAAGUGGUGCUCAAAUCUGUGCUAAGCAUUGCAUAGUGAUGCAAUGCAGUGUCACUCUCGGAAGACAACAGAAGAGGGCGUGGGAAAACAGUGUCGUCUCAAUCCCAGUUCUUCCUGGUAGCUUCCCCACACAACCAUCUCUUAAAUACUCGUAUUUCCACUCAGCAUAUCCUUGUUGAUACCACACCAAGUGGGAGGGAGGAAAACUACCUCAUGAAAGCAUAAAGUCAGAUACUCUCUCUUCAGCAGCCACAGAACAUAUUGCUGUUUUGCAGUCCAUGAAUGACAAGGAAGCAGAUGCGUGUUCAGAGAGAAGUGAGUUUUACGAGCAGCAAAAACGAAAAGCCUGCGUGCAUAGGGACUGUUCCUAUUCAGUAUACUUAAUCAUUUACCGUCAACUUAAAAAGAUAGUUCAGCUUCAGCCCUGCCCCAGUUACUUCAGUGCUAAAUUCUACUUCAGAAUCUUUUAAACAGCCGGAAGAUCUGCUAUGGAGCAACUCUCUCAGUCUUGUAGCCUUUCCAAUGAGCAGAAGGAAAAAAGCCGAGUUCUGGUGUCAUUCUAACUGUAUUGAUGUAUCAGUGAAAAACAGCAGAAACACGUCUCAUCAAAGUAUUCGCCUUUAGCAGCAAGUAGUCUGUUGCUAUGUAAGCAUCUCAAAACAAAUAAUCCAGUUCCUGGUGGUACUUACAGGCCUGGGGAGGAUCAUCAGUACAGCAGACUUCCACCUCCAGCAUCUCCUUGCAAGGAAACUCUCUAGUGAAAGGGUCAGCACCUUCAAAAGCACAUCGCUUCCCUUGAAGUUCAGCAUGAGCCCCUUUCAGUUGUUUGCAGUAUCACAAAGCAUCAGCACAGAACGUGGGCAGGAGUCCAGAAUGUGCUACCAGUCUCCCCAUAAGUGACACAAAGGAGUAGAAUGCUCAAGGAAGAUUUUAAGACCUGCCUUUAUUUCUUUAUUCUGUUUCUUCACAGGCUCCACAACAUUCUUUGUGGCCAGGUCUUCACUUUGCUCUGGACUCCCUUUCCACCAACUAUCCCAUAUUCUUUCUUUGGCUGACACUCCAUUUGAACCAGAUAUUUCUCUCCUACAACACUUCCACUCUUCUGUGCCAUCCAUAAGUUACCUUCUUCAGAGCUAUCUGUAUCACUAGAUGAUUUUUCCACCCUGAACCGACUACCACCAUUCCUCUAGUUCUCCUGACAAAGCAGAUAUGGCAAGUGCUUUAAAAACAAACAAGUUAGAGCUUGGAUAGUUUAAAAUGUGUUUCAAACCAAACUUGCUGAUGUCUGAAACAAGAAAGCUAACUCAAGUGAGCUCUUCCAACAAUGAAUCUCGGGACAGAAGCUGUCAGUAACCUCCCUAGGAGUAAUAAUACUGCUGUUGCAAAAGCAAUUGCAAAGUGAUGUGCAAAGGUACCUCCGUCCGUAACCUGUCUGCAUCUUUCUUCUUUUUUCUUCCUGCAGAUUCUUUUCAGACUCCUGCUUCGUUAUCUUUGUCCUGUUGUUGGGGGUUUUUUUAUUAUAAUUAUUUUAUUAUUUCUUUUUACUAAUUCCAAACUUUAAGCAUCUUUCAAAAAGAAAAACAGUUUUUUAAAGUUCUGAACAAAAUCUGUACAUAUUGAAUCCCAAAGAGCGGUGCAGUGAUGCUAGUUUGUUUACGGGUAUGGAAUACAGACCUUUUCAGUAAAAUGUGGAUUCCAUAAACUAAAGCAGCAUGUGAAAUACAUUUUUUCCUAAUAAACUAUACAUAGAUUUUGUCAAAUCCCAAAUCUCAGUAUCAGUCAGUGCUAGAAAGAAGUAUUUAUCCUGAUACCCUGCAGAAUGUUAGGUCUAAAUCUCACUUGGUGACUCCCUCGUCAAACCAAUCACUUCGUUUAAAGCAGAGCCUAGAUAUCCAAUAUGUAAAGUCAGUUGAAGUUGAUACCAAGCCUAACCACUGUCACUGAAAAAGCUGCUUUCUAUCUAGGCUGGCUUCAUCUAACAUUAGCUUCCCUCAGCGGAUUACAUUUUACAUUUUUAUAUUGCAUUAGAGAGUCGUGUAUCGAAUUUCUGUUUAAGGGAGGUGAUCAAAUAACAUCUGAACAUUCUCUGCCACAAUUAAAUACAGCCAUUAAAACCACAUCAGGACAUUUUUUCUAGGCCUGGGGUGUUUAUCUGUUUUCUGAAGAUGUUCUAGUAAGUUUUAAAGUAAUGGUUUACUUUAAAAUCAUUAAAAUUAUAUACUAAAAUCCUACUGAUUAAUAUUCCUCUGCUUAUGUUCUCAUUAACCCCCUCAUGUUCAGCAUCACACUGGAAGGUAGCAGUCUUUUUCACUGUCACUUCAUUCCAGCUUUUUGUGUCUUAUAAUUGAGACCAACUCCGUUGAUCUUUAUGUGCGAUCUUACAUUUCACUGCGUUAAAAUAUGAAGGUACAUGUUCCAUGUUCCUCUCUUAGUGCAAUGGUUAAAAUAGCACCUGAAAUAAAAACUCCUUGAAUACCCCAAACACAGACAUCGUAACGCUCUGCACGCUAACCCUCCUAAAUUUUAGUCCGUAGUUACCACAUCUUUGGUGCCUUCCUUACAGCAUUUGCAUUUGUUGUCUCAGAAGCAGAGAGAGUUAAAACAAUUCACAGCUUUUUCUUGAAAUUUCCCUCUCCACAGCGAGGCAGAGCCUGGCCAGGACUGUCCCGGAGUCAUGUAAACACAGACAUCUGCUUGCUGUCACUUUGUCCCCGCUUUGAAAUUCCUAAGAAUAAAAAACAUCCCGCAGCGGGGUCAGACCAGUCAUCCUCCAGUCCAGUACUCACCUCCUCCCUGGUGGCCAAGGCGGAUGCCACUGAAGGAGAACAUCUCCCAGGCCGCUUCCUGCUGGCCCUUCAUGCUGCCCAGCACCACCAUCCCAAGGUGAGGGACGCUGGGGCACAUACAUCUGUCUAGUCUGUCUUAAUACUCUUUCGUGGACCUAUUGACUACGAGUUUGUAUAAUCCUUUUUUGAAGCUCAUGAUACAACUCGUUCUUUCUGAAUACAGUACUAAACCCAAUUUAGUUCUCUUAUAAAAACAUUACCAAAGUUGUCCAAAUUUUAAUAUCCAGAUCAUCUAAGCGUGUACAGGAAAUUACGAAGCACAGUAAACAUUUAGGGUAUGAAGACCAUUCAACUAGAGCUACUACCUGGAAAAUAAAAAUCACACUGAUUUCAAGAGAGAGUGUGGUAUUUCGGUGAAAAUCUACAAUUAUCUAUCUGUUGUGUUUCUGUUCAGGGGUGCAAAUAACACCUUUUUCUCAGAUUUAGAAAUCAGGGCUUAUCUCGAAUUAUUUUGCCUCCCUGUUGCUCCAGGAAGGCCAGUGUGAAAGAUCUGAGCAAAUAGGAGAACAAUAAUGCACAGUUCUAGAAAUAGCUUUAAUCCCUACAUGCCUCUAAACAGAAAUUCACCUGACAAAUGUGAACGUUACUUUUAAUAUAAAGUUAAACCAACACCAUUGAUUACAUUUAAUUAAGCAUCCCACCAGCCUUUAGAGAGGAUAACGCUAUUAUUCCAUCGUUCCACAAACGGGAGAAUAAAAGAAUAGCAAGAGAAGGUUUAAGCCUCAGUACCACUAAACGAUAGAAGAGAGCCCAGUAUUUCCUGCCUCCCCCAUUCCAUUCCCUAAAGGUGAUUAGUCAGUAGAAUUUUCAGAGCAACUUUCAAAUGCAUCACCUUCCUGGGAGGAGGGAUGCCAGCAGAAAGGCAGCCGCGCUUUCCAGCACAUACUGUGGGGAAACGGUAGCUGUUUGAUGCUGUGAGCAUCUCCCUCUGUGCUACAGCUACUCGUUAAAGCUUCCAGAUUCUGAUACAAGUCUGCAAAACCACUUUCAUUUUCCUGAGCAGCGUUCAAAGUUGCUCUGAAGAAUACAGAUAGACUGAGAAACAUUGCUUUUAACACAAGAAAUCCACUUCUUAUGUUUUCAGCGUGCAAGGACUUGGAACAAAUGAGAAUCUCUAUGAUUUCUUCAAUAAUGCAUACGUUUGUGUGGUUCACAGCUCUUGAGGAAAGCUGCAUUUCAAGUCUUCUGCGGCCAAAAUAAGUAUGCCGAAUUAUACAUAAUUUUUUUUUUUUUUAAUGGAAGGUAGUUUUAUUCAAAAGGGAAACUCUGUCACUGGAGAAUUAAAUGGAAAUCCCUGCUGAAGCUAACAGGGGUUUGGAUUUCAUCCUUUAUCUGACCUAAAAUGUGCACUGACAGCAGGAACAGUUUCAAACUAAGGUAACAGUCUGAGUUUUCAUGCACAGCACUACAGCGGGGCAGGUCACAGUCCCCUAAGAAAUAGAGAGGGAUGCUUUUACUAUUGAAUUUCACCGCGUAUGGAAAUGAUCUAUGCUAUAAUCAAAAGCGUAGCCCCUUCCAGUGGAAGAUUCUCAAGCAAUUAUCACAGAGUAAACCAGUCUUUAGCUCUAUUAGCCAUUCAUUUAAUGAUUUUUAAUGACCAGUAUCUUCAUAACCAAUAGAUGCCCAAUCUGGCAAAGCACCUGCGCCCUCGUCUCCUGGAGACAAAUGGGGUUCGGCUUCGCAGAUUAACAAACCAGAAAGCCAUACGCCACCGUAUUCUAAAGUGUAUUGUAAUAAACUUUCUGGGUUUCAAAACAGAAAAGUAAUCCAUAAAUUCACUUCCAGAGUUGAGGCUUGAGGUCUUCAGGUUUUUUAAGAUGGGGAUAUUUUUUUUGGACAGGAGCUUUAAGUGGCAUAAUCUCUUUCUAGAGCAUAAAACUGUCACCGUAAUACUCACAAGUCAUUUCAUGGGUCUUAUUUUUAAAAAUAAGCUACAGAAAAAUCAAGCCUAAAAAAGUUAAUGCAUCACUAUUAGUGUUCAAGCUGUGGAAGUGCUGAAUUUACUAUUCCAACAAUACACGAGGUAUUGCAUGAUGUAGAUGCUGUUUCACAAAACACGGGGUGUGUAAUACAAGUGUUAAAAACCUGAUUUCUUGCUUUUUCUGGCUAACCAACAAGAGUGUUUAAUGUCAACUCGAGCAGCUUUUUCAUUCCCGCUUACGAACUAGUUUUAGACCUGCUCUGAAGAGCAGCAGGAGCUGCCAGCUUCCACUUCCCAAAAAAUCCUACCGAUAAGAAAUCUUAAUCCACUCUGUUGGGUCUGUUUCUGCGCUUGUGAAUGUAGUAAUGCUGCUGCUGUUGUGUUCUCUUCUCCCGCCCCGUGAAAACCCUCCAACGGAGUUACACCACUUGCCGAAGCGUCGUGCACCCAAACGGCACUCUGUUGGAAGAGGCCGAGCCAGUGUCCUGUUAGACACAGCAAAGCACGCGCUUGUGUGUUGUUCCUGUUGAUUUUGUCUCGUCAAAUCGUUGUCUCUGCAUUGUGUAGAAAGUUGGCGAGUUAUCCUCUUUUCCUACGUGGGAAGCUGUUUGGAAUAUCAAUUGCACUUCAAACACAAAUAGCAAUGGAUUCCCUCAAAUUGAGUGUCAGUGAAGCAUCUGCGUUUGAUGCUCUUACGGAUCUGUGUAUGAAAUCCUGACCUUCUCCUGUUACCUGCAGCCUCCUUGACAGGAGAAGGUUUUAUAGAUUUUUAUUUUUAAUUAGCCAAUAUAACUGAUCCCUGUCGUUCUCAUUACAUUUUUCUUCCCAAUUCUACAGAGGCAAUCAAUGAUCUCGCCUAAUAUUUAAGCUGCCAACUUUCUUAUUUGUUGUGGACUGCAGCAACUACAUUUUAUUCUGUCAGAUGCUGGUUACACUCCUUCUGCUCUUGCCACCACGAACACGUCAUACAGAUGAGAUAUGUAGACAGAAACAUAUUUUCACCAAGACAGGAGGAUGACCAUUGAGGUAGUCAUACCAGUUUCACCAAAAGAUUUCAGUGAGAAUUACGUUUUCUUUAAAAUGUUGACAUUUUUCUCAAACAUUUUUUUCAUUCAUCACUUCAAAGAGAGUAACAGGUGCUUUUAAACAAAUGUCGCUUCAAAAAAGUAGUUGAAUUAUUUAUUUACUUACCAGCCUACGAACUACAUACUGUGGUGAAGUAUGGCCUCUUUUUUAUUUUUACAUAACAAUUUAAUGCAUAUGAAUCCAUAUUUAAAUGAAUUCUAUGAAAUUGUGAUUUCAUGUAAAUUGCAUACCUGUGUGCCUGUGCUCUGAGCAUACUAUAAUAAGAGAUACAGUUAAAAUUAAUUUCCCGUCACAGACUUCAUAUUAGCAUAUCCUUUCUGCAUUUCACACUUAUCCUUUCUGCAAAGCCAAGAGCACCUUCUUUUCAGCACGCUGUAUCUAGCCAUAUAUCUGCGUUUUAAAUAAACCCCAAAAGCACUGGAUUUCAGCCGCAGAGUCAUGCUUUGCUUUGCUGCUUCCCGUAACACAGAGCAUAACGGAAUGGGUUUUAGAAUCCAAAAGCUCCGUAACACUGAAACCUUAAUGUAGGAGCUGAGAAAUGAGGAAGAGGAGUCAAGAGGCUGCAAGGUAGCAACAAACGACAGGCUUCAUUUGUUCAAGAAAGCGUGCAGAAGGUUUCCCUGGAUGUCGGUAAAGAAUUUGCAUUCUUAAAAUUAAGACUUCAAUGUUGUACUUAAAGCAAUAAAAAAAAAAAACAAAAAACAAAACCCCACAACCAAAAAACCCCCAAAAGACAACCUCAUACCAAACUGGAGCCUCCCAGGAGAUGAGUCGAAAGAGAAGGCCAUCUCCAGUUUAUCUGAUGCUAGAAGCCGAAAUAGGGUUGAAUUUCUGAUAGAACAGGUCUGCAAAAUUCUGUGGGAUUCGGGGUUUUUCUUUGGCAUUGUUCCCAAAAGGCGAUAUUGUAAUUGCAAGUACAGUUUGCAAAUAAAA